UCAAAGAAAGUCAAAAUUGAUAGUGAAAAUAGCAAUUAAGAGAUCUUGGGAAAAACCUGCAACUGCAAGCAAAGCGAUGGGGCAAUGCGUAAGUUGUCUAGACGAAGGCGAAAAGCAACAGAGAAAAGAGGAAGAAAGAUUGGCUUCCGUUGAAGCUCGCGCCAAAGCUGCUGAAGCCGCUCAGAGAAGGCAAGAAGAAUUUGAAAAAUCUGCUGCAGGAAGGGCUGCACGUGCUCAAUUGGCAGCAAAUGCAAAGCAAUCUGCUAACACUAACAAGGGAGAACCAGUUCUGAAGUGGAGUAUGGGGUGAGGCCGUGUUCUUUUGUCAGCUUUCACUUCUUUUUCACUUGUCAAUAAAAGGAAAAGAUUGUAUAUUUAUCCGCAUUCCUCGGCUCUUCUUGUGCCAAGCAACUUGUCUAUACUCCCAAGUCUCCCAAGGCAGAAAUUAUUGGACGGAACUGCAGUCUUGUAUUUGUUAUUCACGAAUCAACAAAACAAUAAAUGUGCAAACUUAUAUUUCUUGACAAUGUUCUUCAAUGUACAAUUUACUCUAACUUACGUCUCAAUCUCAACAGUUCAUCUAUAUGCAAUUACUGUACAGAAACUUUUCCUGCA
Benincasa hispida (wax gourd) is the source of this 615-nucleotide messenger RNA. RefSeq lists its product as uncharacterized. The record is from RefSeq and is a predicted model, not a curated record. NCBI's taxonomy places the organism in Eukaryota, Viridiplantae, Streptophyta, Magnoliopsida, Cucurbitales, Cucurbitaceae.